Molecule: messenger RNA, 1271 nt
Organism: Syngnathus acus (greater pipefish)
Lineage: Eukaryota; Metazoa; Chordata; Actinopteri; Syngnathiformes; Syngnathidae
Gene: hirip3
Product: HIRA interacting protein 3
Exons: 6
Coding region: 184-1053 (289 amino acids)
Cellular component (GO): nucleus
Source: RefSeq, a predicted model, not a curated record
CACUUCCGUUCUGUUUCUGCCGCCACUACUCAAGGCGCGUGAGUGUGAAUUCGAGUGUCUGCCAGUUUGUUUGUACGAGGACAGCAGCGUUCUGAACAAUAUUAAAGAUCGCUGACCUUGAGGAUUUCAAAACAGCCAUAUUUGGCCAAGGUGAAACCGGUGGUUGAACAGGAGCUGGUAAAAAUGCAGAAGAACGAAAGUGGUGGUGAGUCAGGGGCUGAGGACAUCCAAAAGAAAAGAAAAAGAGACACGGAAAAUGACACUACAAGUGAGAGUGAAAAUGAAGUUGCGUCCAAGCGGAUAAAGAGCAGCGAAAACGAGAAGAACGAAAGUGGUGGUGAGUCAGGGGCUGAGGACAUCCAAAGCAAAAGAAAAAGAGACACGGAAAAUGACACUACAAGUGAGAGUGAAAAUGAAGUUGCGUCCAAGUGGAUAAAGAGCAGCGAAAACAAGAAGAACGAAAGUGGUGGUGAGUCAGGGGCUGAGGACAUCCAAAACAAAAGAAAAAGAGACACGGAAAAUGACACUACGAGUGAGAGUGAAAAUGAAGUUGCGUCCAAGCGGAUAAAGAGCAGCGGAAAAAAGAAGUCGACCAAAAAAGACAAAGACGAUGCCGCAAAAAAACAGAAGGAAAACGACAAAGCGGUGGUAAGGCUGAAGCGCUACAUUUCUCUCUGUGGCGAGAGACGCAAUUACAAGAAGCUCCUCGGUGAAUGUCGCUCUGUUCGCGCCAUGGUGGAUGUACUAAAGAAGGAGCUGGAAGAUAUUGGUAUUCACGGUCAGCCAUCCUUGGAAAAAUGUAAAAAGGUACGCCUGAAGAAAGAAGAAGCUCGGGAGCUUGCUGAACUGGAUGUCAGCAACAUAAUUGAUUGUCAAGGCCGACCUAAACGAAGAGGAGCCCUUGCACAACAGCAGCAACGCAAAUCCCCGCUCGAUGCAGUCCGGCGGCUGGUAAGCUCUGACAGCGACGAAGAAAACGUCCAGCGAGGUAGAAGGGCAACAAACUGGGACAACCUAAAGGGAAUCAUCAGUGAUGAUGCUGACAGCAACUGAGGCAUGGUUCUUAAUGCAAAUGUUCUGAAAAAGACAAUCCUUUGACUUUUUUUUUUCUUUUCUUCAAAUUGUAUUCAUGUUAUAUAUUACAGCAGGGAGGGACCACAUGACUAGCCUGCAGGAUAGUUCGGCAUCAUAUGACAUUGUAAUUUAAUAAAGUUAUCGUUUGAAAAUGCCAAUAUUUGCAAAAACGUUUUAGAAUUAAAGUUUUACGUAUU